Molecule: messenger RNA, 330 nt
Organism: Chaetomium globosum CBS 148.51
Lineage: Eukaryota; Fungi; Ascomycota; Sordariomycetes; Sordariales; Chaetomiaceae
Exons: 2
Coding region: 1-330 (109 amino acids)
Source: RefSeq, a predicted model, not a curated record
AUGCCUAAGUGGGAAGAGAUCAGAGAGGACCUGUUUGAGGCUGUCAUGCAGGUGCACCCGGCCAUGAACAAGGAACAGCAGGCCGACGUCGUGAGAAUCAUGCGCUCCAAGGGGCAUGAGAUGGGCUGGAACGCCAUUCGCGUAUCACAGCGAGUCAGAUAUACCGCAGACACCAUGCCGAGAACCUUGCAAAAUUGGGAUUCCGAGACGCACGAGGCUGUGCUCUUGGCCCUAAUCGAGCACAUGAGGCCUAAUGGCAGCGACUGGAGUGCGGUGGUGGCUUCUCUGCAUCAGAAGGGCUACACGUUCACUGAGGGGGCUCUAGUGUAG